Molecule: messenger RNA, 4794 nt
Organism: Onychomys torridus (southern grasshopper mouse)
Lineage: Eukaryota; Metazoa; Chordata; Mammalia; Rodentia; Cricetidae
Gene: Ddx25
Product: DEAD-box helicase 25
Exons: 12
Coding region: 161-1570 (469 amino acids)
Biological process (GO): poly(A)+ mRNA export from nucleus
Cellular component (GO): cytoplasmic stress granule; nucleus
Molecular function (GO): RNA binding; RNA helicase activity; ATP binding
Source: RefSeq, a predicted model, not a curated record
CGCCCCGCGCUGGGCCCGCGCCUGCGCAGUGCGCCGCGCCACGGGUGGUCGCGAGGCGGACGCGGGUCCCGGAGCCUAACCAUUGGCCACUGAGCGGAGCCGGCGCUUCCCCGCGCGGGGGUGGCAGCACGUGCCGGGGGCGAGAGCGGAGACCGCAGCUAUGGCGUCGUUACUGUGGGGAGGCGACGCUGGGGCGGCAGAGAGCGAGCGGCUGAACAGCCACUUUUCAAAUCUCGUCCACCCCAGGAAGAACCUCCGUGGUAUUAGGAGUACCACAGUUCCAAACAUAGACGGCUCUCUUAACACCGAAGAAGAUGAUGAAGAAGACGAUGUAGUGGAUUUGGCAGCCAACUCACUCUUAAACAAGUUAAUCCGUCAGUCCUUAGUAGAAUCCAGCCACCGAGUAGAAGUCUUACAAAAGGAUCCCAGCUCUCCACUCUACUCGGUGAAAACAUUUGAAGAACUACGGCUAAAGGAAGAGUUACUAAAAGGGAUUUAUGCAAUGGGAUUUAACAGACCAUCCAAAAUCCAAGAGAUGGCCCUCCCUAUGAUGCUCGCACAUCCUCCCCAGAACCUCAUAGCACAAAGCCAGUCGGGAACUGGAAAAACAGCCGCCUUUGUCUUAGCAAUGCUAAGCAGAGUGAAUGCCUUGGAAUUGUUUCCACAGUGCCUCUGCCUGGCUCCUACCUAUGAACUGGCUCUGCAGACUGGCCGUGUGGUUGAGAGGAUGGGGAAAUUCUGUGUGGAUGUUGAAGUGAUGUAUGCCAUUCGAGGAAAUCGAAUUCCUCGGGGCACUGAAAUCACCAAACAGAUUAUAAUUGGUACUCCUGGGACUGUCCUAGAUUGGUGCUUCAAGCGAAAAUUGAUUGAUUUGACUAAGAUCCGUGUAUUUGUCCUGGAUGAAGCAGAUGUGAUGAUUGACACCCAAGGAUUCUCAGAUCAGAGUAUUCGUAUCCAAAGAGCUUUACCCUCCGAAUGCCAGAUGCUCCUCUUUUCGGCAACCUUCGAGGACUCUGUGUGGCAGUUUGCUGAACGAAUCAUUCCUGACCCCAAUGUUAUCAAGUUACGAAAAGAGGAACUGACCCUGAACAACAUCCGACAGUAUUAUGUGUUGUGUGAAAACAGAAAAGACAAAUAUCAAGCCCUGUGUAACAUCUAUGGCGGCAUCACCAUUGGCCAGGCCAUCAUCUUCUGCCAGACGCGGCGAAAUGCCAAGUGGCUGACUGUGGAGAUGAUGCAGGAUGGCCACCAGGUGUCCUUGCUAAGUGGGGAACUCACAGUGGAGCAGCGAGCUUCUAUCAUCCAGAGGUUCCGAGAUGGCAAAGAGAAGGUCCUUAUAACAACCAAUGUCUGUGCUCGAGGAAUUGACGUGAAGCAGGUCACCAUCGUUGUGAACUUUGACCUUCCUGUAAAUCAAUCAGAAGAGCCUGACUAUGAGACCUACCUCCACCGUAUAGGACGGACAGGACGCUUUGGGAAGAAAGGUCUCGCCUUCAACAUGAUUGAAGUGGAUAAGCUGCCCUUGCUUAUGAAAAUACAGGACCACUUCAGACCCAGUUGGCACAAGUAAUGAGGAGCUGAAGUUUUCUGGGGCUGAAGGUUGCUUCUCUUGGCUGCCCUGCACGCAGCUCCCCCUCCCUCCCCCAUUCCCAGAAUUAUUUGGCUGCUAGUUGCCAAGGAGACGGCUGACAAUUUCCAGUUGCCAAGCCUCCCCCCUGAAGCCUACAGAGACAUUCUGGGAACUCCUUAGUCCGUCCUGAACCCUAGCCAGAAAACUUGGAACACCGGGCCAGGUUGGGGUGGAGGGCUUUGGAAGGAGACGAGGGAAGCCAGCCAGUCCUGGAAGGAGGGAGCCUGGAGGUUUCUGUGGACUCUGGUUUUCUCCACAGAUCCCAGGUGCCUGGCCUGCAGUCAAGGGCUAAGGGCUGGCCUUGAUGGAUGCCCCCUCUGCUCUGUGUGAACAGAUGCUCAUCGGAUUCAGCUCAGGUGUUAACUGUGUCUUCUAGACAGGCCUUUUUACCACAGACACAAAAAACGGUCCCCACACUGUCACCUCAGGCCUAAGAGAAGCCCCCGCUGCCUCCAUCUAAGGAAAAUCCAGGGAAGAAGCUGGCAGCUGAAAGCUGGGAAGGGAAACUUGGACAUUCCGUUGUCACCAAGCAACACUUAACACCCGUUGAGACGAACAUCACGACCCAUGCUGUUUGAUAGGAAUUGUCAGCAGUGUCAACCACAGCAACCGGAAACCUCACUCUACAAACGUAGUGUGUGAAAAUACACAUUUCUGCAUUUCACUAAAAUCCAAAUUGAUUGCAGGGGCUUCCUCUCCCUCCCAAUGUCCAUCAGAAUCUAGGAGGUGCAUUGCCAUACUUUGAAGAGGUCUCCAAAAGUUACAUGUUUCUGGGGCCCAUGUUAUCAUGGGAUGGGCUUAUAAGAAGCAGUUAGACACCUUCACUGGGAAUGGGAUUGGGUGCCCUUAUGAAGGGGCUUGGUGAAGGGAGUUUGUUUCUUUUUACCCUUCUGCCUUCUGCCACAUUAGCACAUGGCACUCAUCCCCUCCAGAGUCGUAGCACGAAGGCACAGUCUUAGGAGCAGAGAGCAGCCCUCACCAGAUAGCCAAACCUUUCCAGCACCAUGAUCUUAAGCCUCCCGGGGCUGUUGCUUCUAAAUUACCAUCUCUGUUCUUCUGUCAUAACAGAAACCACAGACUGACACUUGGAAGACACCAUAAACAGGGACAGGUGUCCACUCCCCUCAGUCCAGGCUGGUGGCAUGUCCCUUGUCCCUGACUUCAGUAGGCCUGUGCGUCAAGGGUGGCAGUCACGUGUCUGCCCUGGGCCAUAGCCGGCCUUCCCCAGGCUCAUUCCUUUCUGGGUGCCUCUUGACCUCUGAGGAAGAAAACCUCUUCAUCUGCUCUAGCCCCCCACAGGCCUUGAUCCUUACUCUCCCUCAGUACACCUCACCUAUUCCAUAACUUCAGACUUCUAGAAAAUUAGGAAAAAAUGAGCCUCUGUUCAUAAUCCAUGCGGCAGUGUAGAACUGGACAUACGGUUGAAGCACCAUCCAUUUUAUUUUUGCAGAUGUGUUUAAGGUAUAUGAAAUACGUUAUUGUAUUUCAUCAAUGAAUACUUUAAUACUUAUUUUAAGAUAGAAACACAAGGAAAAUUCAUGAAAGUAUUACUUUACAUAAUCAAAUUAACAAUAAUUUCCUGAUAUUAUCUGAUAAUGAUCAAUCCCAUGUUAUAGAAGAAAAACUAGACUCAAAGUGGAUAAGUAAAGUGUGUGUAUGUAUGUGUGCAUGUGUGUGUGUGUGUGUGUGUGACUGAGGACAGAACCCAAACCUUUGCAUGUGCUAAACAUACUCUCUGAGUUACCCGCCAACCCUGUAGUCACAUUUUUAGCCUAGGAAACAGGGAUAGAGAAGGAAGGCUUUACACAAAGUGACCCAGGAGAGGCCUGAUGUGAAGAGGCCCCUGGAACGGCGAGCAGGUGGAAGGUUGUUCGUUUCCAGACUUCUGGCACUGGACACGAGACCUUCUUUCCCUCAGCCCCAGCAGGUGUGCUAGCUCCUGUCACACCCUCGACUCCUCUGCUCCUUCCUUCCUUCCUCCCCUGACAUGCUCAACCCCCUUUCCCAGCCACUCCAGCUAGGACUUCCUUCAUUUCCUCUCCAGACCCCAAGGUGCAGUUUGCAAAGUGACUGGUUGGUGACCUUAGCUGCUCCUCUGUCCCUCUGUCCCUUCUCUCUGUUUUGAGCACAGCCAAGGAUGUGCUGAGCGUGGAGCCUCUGACCCGUGUCCUCUCCAGACCCGCGGCUCAUCUUCAGCUGGUGUCCCCAUGGACCCCUGUUGGGCUCCAAAAGGUGUACAUGGAAUAGCUAUUAACUUCCAGAAGCAUCUGUUCCCCAGUCCCAUCUGUCCAUCCUUCCACACUCUGCUUCUCUCUAAAGCCCUGAUACUGCAGUCAAGUGGCAUGCAAAGUUCCAAAAUGGUUACACAGGCCUGAGAGCUGGGUUAGAGCGCAGAGCACAAAAGAGUGAGUCUACUGUUGUCUCUAAGAGGCAGAGAGAUGAGGAGACAAGAGGUCAAAGGAGUUACCUAGCUCUGAGUUUAACUAGCAGCCAGUCUGAUGUAGCUGGUAAUAACCUGUGGCAGGGUAGAGGUGGGAUGGGGGCGGUGGUAGGAAACCAGGGUGCCUGUGUCACUCACAUGGAUACAUGGUCGAGAGACACAGUGAAGAGCUGGACGGCCCUUUCAGAUGUAGGAAGGUCUUCCCAGCCUUCCUCAUGGGCCUGGGAGGGGGCUCAAGAUGUAGCAGAGCAAUCAUUUCCCAGUGGUCCAAACAUGUUACGGAAGAGGAGCAAGAGCACCCUCACGUUGUAUGUAGCUGACAGGACUAUGAGUUGCCCCAUCAGAAGAGAAGGGAUGUAGCAGUUCCACAGACUCCUGGCUGGGUAGAGCGGACCACUGUGUCAGAGCAGACAGGGACAAACUGGAUGAUGAUAUCCAUAUCCAGAGCUGGAGAGCAAUAUGGCACAUGGAGAUCAAAAGUGGAGAGAAUGUGAGCACACUUGAAAAAUGUGCCUGGCCGAACUUUCUCACAGAGUUGUCGAAAACACCUAUGCCAUCCAACUUUUCCUGCCUUCAGACUCCCAGUGAAAAACCAGCUCUCUUAGGUACCACAACUUAUCAGGCUGCAGAAUCACAGGAACUGGGUCCUUAUAACACACCUCUUCCUUAGGGGCUGGUGUAUGGCUCAGUGGUCAGGUGUUUGCCUAGCAUGUGUAAGGCUCAG